Molecule: messenger RNA, 798 nt
Organism: Cadophora gregata
Lineage: Eukaryota; Fungi; Ascomycota; Leotiomycetes; Helotiales; Ploettnerulaceae
Exons: 8
Coding region: 1-798 (265 amino acids)
Source: RefSeq, a predicted model, not a curated record
AUGGCCCCGAACUUCUACCAUGCAGAUACACCUGUGGAUGUCAAGGGCGCCAAGGGGCUUCACUUGAUCACGACCUCAACUCCAAAUGGCAAGAAAGUCCAGAUUAUGCUCGAGGAGCUUCGAGAGGCUUAUGGAACCGAAUUCACCCACACACUGAUUUCUAUUCCGACCAAUGAACAAAAGAAGGAUUGGUUUCUUAAAUUGAAUCCUAAUGGUCGGAUUCCCGUUGUUGUGGAUAACACCAAGUCCCCACCAUUUCCUGUGAUGGAAACCUCAGCCAUCAUGCUCUACCUCCUGAAGGAAUUUGACCCUAAGGACACUUUCGGCUUCAAAGAUGAUCUCGAGCGUUCUCAGUGUCUGCAAUGGCUGUUUUUCUGGCACGGAAGUGGACAACCUAUCGAGGGACAAUUGAAUUGGUUUGGGAAGUUGGCUCCGCAGAAGGAUGAAUUCGCUAUCAAUCGGUUCAAAAACGAAACCCUCCGAGUCUUUGGAGUUCUUGAGAUUCACCUAUCGGGCAAAUUUACAGGCGAGCCCCGAGACUAUUUAGCUGGAAAUGGCAAGGGAAAGUAUUCUGUCGCGGAUAUGGGAACAUGGCCUUGGGUUUCUGGUUAUGGUUUCUCAGGCCAGAUCAGUGAAGCUGAAAUGAAGGAAUUUCCACACUUGUUGAAGUGGGUUGAGAGAAUCGCAGAGCGACCUGCUGUUCUGAAGGGAACGUCACAAUCUUACCAGGCUCAAAUUGAGCUAUGCCGCCGUACCAGGUGUGAUCACGAAUCGAAGCAAAUGAUUCGAUACGACUAA